UCCCGGUCAGUUCUCGAGGGCUCCCGUGUUUCACGCCGGGACUGGACCAAGAGAGAGGUGGAGUCUUUGGGCUUUGAGCUCUAACUCACCCCAUGCCAAUCCCCCUCUCCACACUUUCUGCCUCCUUUCUCGCACCGUACUCGGACGGGACACACAGCCGCGCAAUGGAGUCGGAAGGCAGCCAAAGUAACCUGUCCUCCUCGGACUCUCCACAUGACCCCUGUAAGAUGUUCAUCGGGGGUCUGAGCUGGCAGACGACGCAAGAGGGUUUGAAGGACUACUUCUGCAAGUUUGGUGAAGUGAAAGACAGUAUGGUGAUGAGAGAUCCAGUUACAAAACGCUCGAGGGGUUUCGGAUUUGUCACAUUUGUUGACCAAGCUGGUGUGGACAAAGUCCUGGCCCAGUCCAGACAUGAGCUGGACUCGAAAACUAUUGACCCGAAAGUUGCCUUUCCGCGACGGGCCCAGCCUAAGUUGGUGACUCGGACAAAGAAAAUCUUUGUUGGAGGUCUGUCAGUGAACACUACUAUUGAAGAUGUAAAGCAGUACUUUGACCAGUUCGGAAAGGUGGAUGACGCCAUGCUUAUGUUUGACAAAACCACCAACAGACACAGAGGGUUUGGAUUUGUGACCUUUGAGAAUGAAGAUGUGGUGGAGAAAGUCUGUGAGAUCCACUUCCAUGAAAUCAACAACAAGAUGGUGGAGUGUAAGAAGGCCCAGCCCAAGGAAGUGAUGUCACCCACAGGCUCUUCAAGAGGACGUGCACGUGUCAUGCCCUAUGGGAUGGACGCCUUCAUGCUCGGCAUAGGAAUGCUGGGUUACCCAGGGUUCCAGGCAGCAACAUAUGCAGGUCGCAGCUAUACUAGUCUCACACCAGGAUACACAUAUCAGUUCCCCGAAUUCCACUUAGAGAGGACCCCCCUUCUGACAUCACCCCACCCCCCUGAGCUCACAGCCAUUCCUCUAACGGCGUACAACCCCAUGGCGGCAGCCGCAGCAGCAGCAGCUGUGGUCAGAGGCUCAACUUCUUCUCGCUCAGCUGGGUUUUUAGGUACCAGCAGCCCUGGGCCGAUGGCAGACUUGUAUGGAACGGCCAAUCAGGACUCAACCGUCAGUAGCUAUAUCAGCGCUGCAAGUCCCGCCCCCAGCACUGGAUUCAGCCACAGCCUCGGGGGCCCUCUGAUUGCCACAGCAUUUACUAACGGCUAUCACUGAAAUGAGUGACAGGGCCCUCUGAUUGCCACAGCAUUUACUAACGGCUAUCACUGAAAUGAGUGACAGGUACUAUAGUAUUCAUGGUUCUGACGUCUUCCCCACAUCUUAAGGAAGGAUUUUUGAAGUAUGUGGUGAUUUCAAUCGAAUAUAACGGAUGCGAUCUACGUGCCGCAGGGUUUAUUUUCUCAAGCUCUCUGUUUUUGAAUGUUUUUUUUUUUUUUAUGACAACCCUAAACUGGUGGAAUGUCAGCUGCAACACUAUUAAUGUGAUGUGACAUAUUUCCUGUUUUAUGAAUUACUGUCAUAGUCUCUAAACUAACCUCCUGCUCCUCUUAUAUAGAGCCAAACCUGUAUAUAACUAGUUCAUUCCUCGGAUUUAAACACUAACAACUUAAGUGUAUUUUUUGUCUCAUUUUAUUUCUCUCUCUCUCUCUCUUCAGUUUUUGUUCAAAUUUUGUCUUUUUUGUGUUGACAUAAUGUACAUGUAAGUUUGUAAUUGUAGAAAAGCAUCUUCAUUUUAACUGCAUAAGAGCAAUAAUCUGUCAAAACUCUGGAUCUUUGUAGCGUAUUUAAAAGACUAAAUCGCUUUCAGACACAUUUGGUACAUUUUCUACUGAAGAAUAUAGUGUGAUGGGAUGUCAAAAUGUAUAUUUUGUUAGUUUUGCAACUGGAUUUAUUACAUUGAUCAUGAAAAUAGCAGUAAUUAUAAGGAGAACAUAUUUCUCAGACUUAGAUUCGAACUUGUUUGUGUAAAAUAUUGUACAUAAUAUCUUUUUGAUCUGGUAAGAUCUGUCGGCAUGAUUAAGAGAGUUUUUUUACCCUCAAGAACGCAAACACAUGAUAAUCUGUGUCCAAAAGUUUUUUUUUUUUGUUGUUGUUUUUGUUUCAUGAUUUGAUGAACUUAAAAUUGUUUUAUUUUGUUUAUUUUGGUUUUUAGUUGUUGUUGUUUUUUUUGUGAGAGAAGGUAAUGUGAAUGAUGCUACUGUUGAGUCAGUGUGUGUGUGUGCGUGUGUGUCUGUGUUUGAGAGUGAAAGCAUGUCUGGUGCUGUCAUGAUCUAAUGUAUUAUCUUCAGUAAGAUGUUUUAAAAUGUGAAGUGUAACCCCUAUUUCCAUGCUGUUUUGUUGCUUUUACCAAGUUUAUAUCCACAGCACAAUUCCUCUUUAAGAGGGUUAAAGUGUUGUAAUAAUUGGAAUAUAAAUAUGCUUCAAUUAACUGAAGACUCUGGUACUGGUGGAGAAAAAAAAGUAGCAACACUAAUAUAACACUUUUUAUGAAGUAAACAGGAUGGCUGUUAUUAAUUAAAAGUUUUAAUGUUUCUUGUUUGAAGCUUGACCCUCUGAAAAUUGAAAUAAAAACAAAUAUAAAAGUAAA
Molecule: messenger RNA, 2586 nt
Organism: Carassius auratus (goldfish)
Lineage: Eukaryota; Metazoa; Chordata; Actinopteri; Cypriniformes; Cyprinidae
Product: RNA-binding protein Musashi homolog 1
Exons: 15
Coding region: 93-1214 (373 amino acids)
Biological process (GO): central nervous system development; regulation of translation
Cellular component (GO): cytoplasm
Molecular function (GO): mRNA binding
Source: RefSeq, a predicted model, not a curated record